AUCCUCCUGGGUGCUGCAUGCAAGUCCUUGACGUCCUGGAAACGAUGGGGAUUGGGAAGAACACCACUUCCAAAUCAGUGGAGGCAGGAGGCUCAGCUGAAGGCAAAUAUGAGGAGGAAUCCAAGCAUCCAACCUUCUUCACCCUGCCUGUGGUGAUAAAUGGUGGAGCAACCUCCAGUGGUGAUCAGGAUACAGAAGACACAGAGCUGAUGGCCAUCUACACCACAGAGAAUGGCAUAGCAGAGAAGAGCUCCUUGGCAGAGACGCUGGACAGCAGUGGCAGUUUGGAUGCCCAGAGAACUGACAUGAUUUACACCAUUGAAGAUGUCCCUCCUUGGUAUCUCUGCAUCUUUUUGGGCCUACAGCAUUACCUGACGUGCUUCAGUGGAACCAUAGCGGUGCCCUUCCUGCUCGCUGAUGCCAUGUGUGUGGGGUUUGACCAGUGGGCCACCAGCCAGCUGAUUGGCACCAUUUUCUUCUGUGUGGGCAUCACUACAUUGUUACAAACAACUUUUGGCUGCAGGUUACCCUUGUUCCAAGCAAGUGCUUUUGCCUUCUUGGCACCUGCUAGAGCAAUCCUCUCCCUGGAGAAGUGGAAGUGUAACAGUACAGAUCUAACAGUUACAAACGGAACAGCAGAGCUGCUUCACACUGAGCACAUCUGGUAUCCCAGAAUCCGAGAGAUCCAAGGUGCUAUUAUCAUGUCCUCCCUGAUCGAGGUGGUGAUCGGCUUGCUCGGCCUGCCCGGCGCCCUGCUGCGCUACAUCGGACCUCUGACCAUCACCCCCACCGUCGCCCUCAUCGGCCUCUCAGGCUUCCAGGCUGCUGGGGAGAGGGCAGGCAAACACUGGGGGAUCGCCAUGUUGACUAUUUUCCUGGUCUUGUUGUUCUCUCAGUAUGCCAGGAAUGUCAAAUUUCCCUUACCCAUUUACAAAUCCAAGAAAGGAUGGACAGCAUACAGGCUGCAGCUCUUCAAGAUGUUCCCUAUCAUUUUGGCUAUCCUGGUGUCCUGGUUGCUCUGCUUCAUCUUCACUGUCACAGACGUCUUUCCCCCUGACAGCUCCAAGUAUGGUUUCUACGCCCGCACCGACGCUCGCCGCGGGGUGCUGCUGGUGGCUCCAUGGUUCAAGGUUCCAUAUCCUUUUCAGUGGGGCCUGCCGACCAUCUCCGCCGCAGGGGUGAUCGGAAUGCUCAGCGCCGUCGUCGCCAGCAUCAUCGAGUCCAUAGGAGAUUACUAUGCCUGUGCCAGGCUGUCCUGUGCUCCCCCUCCACCCAUCCAUGCAAUAAACAGAGGGAUUUUCAUUGAGGGUCUCUCCUGUGUUCUGGAUGGAGUAUUUGGGACAGGGAAUGGAUCCACUUCUUCCAGCCCUAACAUUGGUGUCUUGGGCAUCACCAAGGUGGGGAGCCGCAGGGUGAUUCAGUACGGAGCAGCCUUCAUGCUGCUGCUGGGGAUGGUUGGCAAGUUCAGUGCCCUCUUCGCCUCACUGCCUGACCCCGUGCUCGGUGCCCUCUUCUGCACCCUCUUUGGGAUGAUCACAGCUGUGGGCCUGUCCAACCUCCAGUUCAUAGAUCUGAAUUCUUCUCGUAACCUCUUUGUGCUUGGAUUCUCCAUCUUCUUUGGACUUGUCCUUCCAAGCUAUCUCAAACAAAAUCCCCUGGUCACAGGGAUCACAGGCAUCGAUCAGGUGCUGAACGUCCUUCUCACCACUGCCAUGUUUGUUGGUGGCUGUGUGGCUUUCAUUUUGGACAACACCAUUCCAGGAAGCCCUGAGGAAAGGGGCAUCCGGAAAUGGAAGAAGGGGGUUGGCAAAGGCAGCAAAUCCCUGGAUGGGAUGGAAACCUAUGACCUGCCUUUUGGCAUGAACCUCAUUAAAAAAUACAGAUGUUUCAGCUUCCUGCCCAUCAGCCCAACCUUCCUGGGCUACACAUGGAAAGGCUUCAGGAAAAGCAGCAACUGCAGGAGUUCAGACGAAGACUCAGAAGCUACAGUAUAGCCUUAGCUGAAAAUUCUAUUAUCUAGUGGUAGU
Messenger RNA from Indicator indicator, 2027 nucleotides. It is a transcript of the gene SLC23A2, whose product is annotated as solute carrier family 23 member 2. Gene Ontology annotation, biological process: transmembrane transport; L-ascorbic acid metabolic process. Gene Ontology annotation, molecular function: transmembrane transporter activity. The record is from RefSeq and is a predicted model, not a curated record. Gene Ontology annotation, cellular component: membrane. NCBI's taxonomy places the organism in Eukaryota, Metazoa, Chordata, Aves, Piciformes, Indicatoridae. The transcript has 15 exons. The coding region runs from base 18 to 1994 and encodes 658 amino acids.